AGUUUAGUAUCUUUUCGACUCUCCAAUGGCGUUCUCUCUUUUUUUCUCUCUAUUAUUAUGUUAGAACUUGGUCUCUUUCGCUGUGUGAAAUAUCAGUGGUGCAUUGUUUGUCUGCUUUCUUCCUCUGAAUUGUUUUCAACGUACGUGUCUUGUCUUUUCCAUUUUGCUUUCGGGAAAAGGCUACUCACUUUCCGCAGCAGGCUCCCUUUUAUGAACACUUGUUUUUAUUUUUAUUUUUUUCGUUUCUCGGGGUCAAUUUUGCACUUGCUGCCGGGGCCAGAAGGAUCAGUAAAAAGUGGUGGUAGUGUGGGAUCAUUUCAUUUGGACAUGCAUCCUUUUGUAGUGAUUCUGUCAGAGAGGGAGUCGACCUCUUCUCUGCUCCACAUUUUCUUCUGCCUCUUCCCUGUUGAUGGUACGCAACCAAGACUGAGGUUCAUGAGGAUGAGUUGUAUAGAACGAGGAGGGGAAAGUGUAAGAAAUUCAUUUGGGCACGAAAUUUGUCUCAUGCAGUAGUUCAAUUGGCUCACUGUAUUGGUCAGUGUCGAUGGCAGUAGAUGAAGUCAAAGAAAGGGGAUCCCUUAAGCUAGAUGGAUGGUAGUUUUUGACAGGCAGGCACAUUCUUCCCCUGUUAAAGGGAGGAACUAAGUCACAUGGUCUCACCAAAAGAGUCACUUCAUCCAAGUCAACAUGACCUAGCUAAUGCUAUGGUUGGUCCACAUUUAUGGAUUACUGGUCUCUUCUAUCGGGCUAGCAACAAGCACCAUGGGAUUGUUGAGAAGACUACAGAUUUUAAAUUGACCCCUCUUCAACAGGAAGAGCGACUACAGAAACUUCAGGAUCGGAUAGCUGUGCCAUUUGAUGAGGCAUGUCAUGAACAUCAAGAAGCACUCAAAGCCUUAUGGGUUGCUGCAUUUCCAGAUAUUGCUCUUGAAGGCUGCAUAUCUGAGCAGUGGAAAGAAAUGGGUUGGCAAGGUCCAAAUCCCUCAACAGAUUUUAGGGGCUGUGGAUUUACUGCUCUCGAGAACCUGCUGUUUUUUGCUAGGAAUUAUCCAGAACACUUUCAGAAGUUACUCCUAAAAAGUGGAGGAGAACGGGCUACGUGGGAAUAUCCAUUUGCUGUUGCUGGCAUCAACAUCUCUUUUAUGCUAAUAAAAAUGUUAGACUUGCUUUCAGAUAGACCAAAAUCUAUCCCAGGGAUCAACUUUCUGAGAAUUUUGACAGAGGAUGAAGAGGCUUUUGACGUGUUAUAUUGUAUAUCAUUUGCAAUGAUGGAUGCACAAUGGCUUGCUAUGCGUGCUUCCUACAUGGAAUUCAAUGAGGUUUUACAGGCCACCAGGAUUCAGUUGGAAAGAGAAUUAUCACUUGAAGACGUGCACCACAUUCGGGAUCUACCAGCACACAACCUGUUAUCUCUGUAGGUUUUCUUUUAAUGCAUCAAAAUACUUUCGUAAAAUUAAAUACGAUCUGCAACACCUUUUCCUUUGUUCCUGCCA
This is a messenger RNA of Nymphaea colorata (pocket water lily), 1493 nucleotides long. RefSeq lists its product as uncharacterized. The transcript is spliced from 11 exons. The record is from RefSeq and is a predicted model, not a curated record. Lineage: Eukaryota; Viridiplantae; Streptophyta; Magnoliopsida; Nymphaeales; Nymphaeaceae. Bases 651 to 1418 code for a protein of 255 amino acids.